AUGUCUACAGAAGCUCUUGUAUCUCAUUUAGCAUCAGUUUAUUCUGACUUAUCAAUCGACGCCACUGCCAAAGUUGAUGUUCCUUUGAUUGAAUCUUAUAUCAUCUCUCUUAAAUCAACAUCGCUUAACCCAGAAAUAAUUGAAGUCAUUAGCUUCUUGUUUUAUGUAAUCAAUAAUCCAAACUAUCAUACCAUCAGUGAUGAAUCAGAUUGUUUGAUCGAAUUGUUAUCGUCAUUGUUAUUGAGUUUGUCAUUGACCGAGGUGAUUGAAAUCUUUGAUAAUUUGAAUAAUUUUGACUUUAAUUCAAUUCUCCAGAUCUGCCUAGAUCAAACAGCAUCUCAUGCCAAAAUCCAACAAUUAGCAAUUGACUUGCUAACAAAGUCAACCGCGCUUGAAAUUAGGAAAAUCAGCCAUCAUGUCAUAGUUAGAGUUUUCAAGAUAUUUUCAUCUUUUGAAACACCUUUAAAUGUUGUGAACUCCAUCGAUAAAUUCUUCAAUCAUGUAUUAUACCUAUCUAUAUCUGAUCAUACUAUUUUUAACGAUACAUUCACGAUUCAUAACAUCGAAACUUUACUUUCCAUGAGAUCUACGACCCAUUCACCGGUUUUAACCGUUAGAUUGAUUGAUUUGUUAAUCAAAAUGUUUGAAAAAUUCCCACAGAUCAUGAUAUCAAACAAGACUAUGUUUGCCAAUCUUUAUAUUUUCGAGGAAAAAAGCUUUUUGGAGAACGAUGAUUUCUUUUAUCUCAACAAGCUUAUCAAUUUACAUUCAUCGAUAUUUUCUAACAAUUAUGAUCAUCUAUUAGACCUGCUGGCUUCCAAUAACAAAAUAUCAAACGAGUACGUUGCGGAGAAAUUUAAAAAUCAGUUGAGAUAUAUAUUCCAACUAUAUUCAUUGAGUAAUGAUGACACAAUGAUAUAUUCGGUGAACGAGCUCAUUGAAUUUUAUUCAGUUUUUUCCAGGUUUGACGAGGCCAAGUUUUUAGCUUUUUCUGAAAAGUAUCAGAUUAUCACCCAAUAUUCAAUUAAUAGCUUAUCGAAUGCAAGUAAUGUGUUACUAUUAGCCUCAAUUAACCCAAAGGUAUUAUUAUCAUUUGAUCUAUCAGGACUUUCAUUGACAAAUAAAUCUCUUCCAAUCUUCAUCAAUUAUAUAUCAUACGAAGACACUUUUGAGGUCAUUAGAUCCAGUUCCCAGUUAUCAUUGUCGGCAAUUUCCAACUUAACUUUGGAGAAUACCUUUGAAAUAAUGUAUGAAAUGGCGCGGUUCUCAUAUUCUGCAAAGUACUUGCUCAAAGAACUACCAGUAUUGGUUCAUAAUCACUUAGUCUCUGCUAACAUUAAUGAUAGGGAAAAUAUAAUGGUCAAGAGAAAUUUCCGUUUGAACCAAUUGAAGAUUGAAAUUUUGGCUGAAUUGGUAAAGAAUGAUGCAACCAAAGACGAAACAUUGCUAUCUUUAUUGAAGACUGAAAAGAAUAAAUUGGCUAGUGGUGAUAUUUAUUCGGAUACGGUUCAAGCUGCAGUGGGUAGUAAGACAAGUUGA
Saccharomycopsis crataegensis is the source of this 1539-nucleotide messenger RNA. RefSeq lists its product as uncharacterized. NCBI's taxonomy places the organism in Eukaryota, Fungi, Ascomycota, Saccharomycetes, Ascoideales, Saccharomycopsidaceae. The transcript has a single exon. The record is from RefSeq and is a predicted model, not a curated record. The coding region runs from base 1 to 1539 and encodes 512 amino acids.